Zingiber officinale is the source of this 1222-nucleotide messenger RNA. RefSeq lists its product as uncharacterized. The transcript is spliced from 9 exons. The record is from RefSeq and is a predicted model, not a curated record. NCBI's taxonomy places the organism in Eukaryota, Viridiplantae, Streptophyta, Magnoliopsida, Zingiberales, Zingiberaceae. The coding region runs from base 77 to 1096 and encodes 339 amino acids.
CUCUGGCCACUGCCACUGGUUAGUGUUGCAGAAGGCGAGGGGGAGGGAGGAGAUAUCCCGAGGAAGAGCGAAAAGCAUGGUCGCGGCUGCCGUCACCGCCGUCGCUUCCGUAUCCCACCACCGCCAUGUAUGCGUUUGCCACGUCGCUCGUCCCAACCUCCAACCUGUCCCUCGCCACAUGUCUCCCGUCGCCCUCGCGCGCCGCUCGAGAGUCCUAGUUUCUCGAGCCAAGUUCGAUAAGUUUGACGCCGUCGCCGAUGGUUCUCCGCCUACGCCGGAAAGUCCUACUUCGGAGAUCUCUGCAGUGGCGGAAGGGUUGGAGUUAGAUGAAGACAGUGACUUGCCUUCGGAUUUGGAGGGUGCGAUCAGGCAGUCAAGCCUAGCAAGUGCUUUGUUUGUAUCAUCAGGUGGAAUGCGAGCUAUUGUGGAACUUCUAAUUCCUCAAAUGCAAUUUCUUGACGAUGAAGGUGCUCAAGCUGAGUUAUGGGAGCUUUCAAAGAUCUUUUUGGAGUCAUUUAUGGAAGAAUUAGGAAAUCAGAAGGUAAAAGCCAUUUUUCCAGAUGCUGGAGCAGCUGCUCUUCUGAAAUAUCAGUGGAAGGAUGCUAAAUUUGGUUUCUCCAGCUUAGGUGACCGGAAGCCUGUUGACAAUGAGGAUGAAGUUGUUGUCAUGGUUGUUCCUGAUUAUCAGAUGUUGGAAAAUGUUGAAAGAAUUGCAUCUCUUCUAUCAACAGACCCACCAAGACCCCUUAUCAUGUGGAACCCCCGGCUUGUUAGCGAAGAUGUUGGAGUUGGAAUCAAUGUUCGGAAUCUACGUAGAUAUUUCUUAAGCACUUUCACUCCCGUUUACUCGAUGAGGCCAUUGCCUUCUGGAGCAGUCUUUAGGUGUUAUCCUGGGAUGUGGAAAGUGUUCUACGACGAUGUAAAUAGACCAGGAAGAUAUUUGCUGGCCAAAGAACAGCCCAGGCGUCCAGAUGCAACAGAUAUUGAGAUUAUAUUUGGAAAUCUGGAUGAGAAGUCAACAGAGCCUUCAUUCUUAGAUAAGGCCCUGAGCAUAUUCACAUCGUUUAAUAGGUUUGUGAAAGCCAUCUCGAGGUGAAUGUAUUUUUAUUUUUUAACUUUCAGAUCUUUUGCAUCUUUAUGCUGUCGUUUUAAUCAUCAAUGUUAUGAAUCUUAUAGAGCGAUAAGCAUAUCAAUCACUUGCUUGAAAGCCAUGCUUGAGUCA